AUGGCCCUCGAAAAGGACGUGGUGGUCGUUACUGGCUGUGGAGGCAUGGGCAUUGCCAUUGCACGCCGCGUGGGCAGCGGCUCCCUUAUCAUCCUGGCCGACUACUCACAAACUAUGCUGGAGAGGGCGGUCCACGCCCUUCGCGAAGAAGGCCACAGCGUGGAAGGUGUUCAGACAGACGUGGCUGACAUCAGCGCGGUCAAGAAGCUCGCGUUACACGCCGCUGGGCUUGGCUCGAUAAGGGUGGUCGUCCAUACAGCUGGCGUGGCCAUGAAUCAAGCUCCUCCCAGCCGAAUCUAUCACGUUAACCUACUUGGUACGGCGAAUCUGAUCGAGGCCUUCUACCCCUUAGCGACAGCCGGUACUUCUCUAGUCGCCAUAUCCAGCGCAGCCGGGCACCGCAUUCAGGGCUCCCUCUCCCCGGGUUUCGAACGACACCUUGCGACUGCCCCAUUGCAAACUUUGCUGCAGCAUCCCGACUUCCCUGCAGGAGCUUUUGACUCCGUGGCUGAGAGUACAGACCAGCGUUCCCGCACGAGUGCCUACGCGGUCUCAAAGCGAGCAAAUAUCCUGCGCGUCCAGGCGUCUGCGCCCUUGUGGGCAAGCAAAGGUGCCAGGAUCAAUUCGGUUAGUCCUGGGGUGGUGUUAUCCAACAUGAUGAAAGAGGAGCUGCAGGGGCCUGCGGCGUCUAUGCUUCGGGAGUCUAUUGACCGAACGCCUGCUGGGAGGAUGGGAACGACGGCCGACAUUGCGAAUGCGGUAGCAUUCCUGUGUUCCAGCGAUGCGGUGUUUGUCACGGGAAGCGAUCUAUUGGUUGAUGGAGGAUUGACGGGGUUAAAUCUUUGGGGUAAUGGGGGUUUGGACUCGUCUCCUAAGUCUAACAUAUAG
Molecule: messenger RNA, 888 nt
Organism: Aspergillus oryzae RIB40
Lineage: Eukaryota; Fungi; Ascomycota; Eurotiomycetes; Eurotiales; Aspergillaceae
Exons: 1
Coding region: 1-888 (295 amino acids)
Molecular function (GO): oxidoreductase activity, acting on the CH-OH group of donors, NAD or NADP as acceptor
Source: RefSeq, a predicted model, not a curated record